AUGCCACAACGCCAAAGACCCUGGAGUAAAAUUGAUGGCUCUGAGAGCAAUGAUCCUGACCAAGUGUUCUGUCCCGAGACAGAGGCUGGCCCACCAGACCUUGCACCAGGCACUGGGCCACAGAUAACACUUCUGAAGGGUGCAAAAGGUGAUGGUGGAGUAUCCCAGAGAGACACUGCUGGAGACAGCAGCCCUGCAAAGAUAAACCAUGAUUCCGAUCACAGAGCUGCGGUACUUUGUGGACACACAGCCUGCGUACCGCAUCCUGAAGCCAUGGUGGGACGUGUUCACCGACUACAUAUCCAUCGUCAUGCUGAUGAUUUCUGUGUUCGGGGGAACGCUGCAAGGCUGCAUCUCCAGAAGUUGUCCAUCAACAACGAGGGGACCAAGCUUAUGGUGCUGAAUAGUCUGAAGAAGAUGGUUAACCUCUCAGAGCUGGAGCUCAUUCGCUGUGAUCUCGAGCGCAUCCCACAUUCAAUUUUUAGUUUGCACAAUUUGCAAGAAUUAGAUCUAAAAGACAACAACCUAAAGACUAUAGAGGAGAUCAUCAGUUUUCAGCAUCUUCACCGCCUGGUCUGCCUUAAGCUCUGGAACAAGAUUGAAAAAAUUCCAAGCCAACUAUUUUACUGCCGCAAGCUGCGCUUCUUGGACCUGAGCCAUAACAACUUAACACAUGUUCCAGCAGACAUUGGCUUCCUCCAAAACCUCCAGUACCUGGCGGUGACUGCAAACCGAAUUGAAAAUCUGCCCAACGAGCUGUUUCAGUGCAAAAAGCUCCGCACUUUGAACUUGGGAAACAAUUGCCUUCACUCUCUGCCCUCACGGUUUGGAGAGCUGUGUGCGCUCACUCAGCUGGAGCUCAGAGCCAACCGUCUGGAGUGUCUCCCUGUGGAGCUGGGAGAGUGCCGACAGUUGAAGAGGAGCGGGCUGGUGGUGGAAGAAGACCUCUUUAACACUCUGCCCACAGAGGUCAAAGAGCAGCUGUGGAAGGCCGACAAGGAGCCUGCAUGA
Molecule: messenger RNA, 1011 nt
Organism: Knipowitschia caucasica
Lineage: Eukaryota; Metazoa; Chordata; Actinopteri; Gobiiformes; Gobiidae
Source: the annotation of a GenBank genome assembly